AUGUCUUGCCAAGAAGCCGUAACCCUAGUGCUAGACACAGGAUCGUUAUCCGUUAAAGCUGGAUUUGCUGGGGAAUCCUUCCCUAGAUGUAUUAUACCAACGGCAGUUGGACGUUUUCGUCAUGGCGGUCUGAUAGACGGAGUUCCAGAUUUAUACUUUGGUAAUGAAGCAGUAGCAAAUAGGGGAAUUUCUACAUUAACUUGGCCAAUCAAAGAUGGUUCUAUAGAUAAUUGGGGCGAUUUAGAAAAACUUUGGCAUCAUGUAUUUUAUAGAGAACUUCAUGUUGCCCCAGAAGACUCGCAGGUCAUGAUGGCAGUACAUCCUUUGACAAAACGGCUGGAUAAAGAACGAAUAGCAGAAAUAUUGUUUGAAUCUUUCGGAAUUCAUGAUUUGUAUAUUGCGAUAUCGUCUGCAUUAGUGCUGCACGCAAGCGGUAGAACUUCUGGAGUUGCUUGGGAAAAUGGUCACUCUUGUGUAUAUGCUUCGCCAGUAUUUGAAGGAUUUCCUCUGAAACAUGCAACGGUCUGCUCAGAAAUAACUGGUAAAUCUUUAACUUGCCGUCUCCAAACUCUUCUCUCGCAGAUUGCAUAUUCUUUUAGCACGCCUUUGGAAUUUGAUGUAUUAGAAAAAAUUAAGAGUGAAUUAUGUUACGUAGCAACGGAUUUUGAGAAAGAAUCAAAUACUUCAAACUUUUGCAAAGAAGGUGUUCAUUAUACUCUUCCUGAUGGUCAACAAAUUUUGAUUGGUGAAGAACGAUACAUGUGUCCAGAGUUAUUGUUUCAACCACAUCUGCAGGGGAGUAAUGGUGCAAGUAUUGUGGACGAUAUAUGUUCAAGUAUAUGUAAAUGUGACAUGGAUUACAAAGCUCUUUUUUACGCAAAUAUAGUGAUAUCUGGAGGCUCAAGUUUGUUUAAAGGCUUACCUGAACGUUUAGGUAUUGAAUUAUCGAGACGAGUAAAAGAUCAGCCAGGGAUUAAAGCGUGUGUCGACGCAAUGCCUACUAGGCAUUAUGCUGCUUGGAUGGGAGGUUCAAUAUUGGCAUCACUUAACUCCACUCAAGGUUUUUGGAUGACUAACGCUGAAUAUAAAGAUGAUGGGGCUGACCGUGUGCAUUACAAUUUUUUU
This is a messenger RNA of Brenthis ino (lesser marbled fritillary), 1125 nucleotides long. NCBI's taxonomy places the organism in Eukaryota, Metazoa, Arthropoda, Insecta, Lepidoptera, Nymphalidae. The record is from the annotation of a GenBank genome assembly.